UAAAUCUUUCCCAUUAUUUAAUCGAUGUGUUCCACAAAAUCCUGAAUGCUACUCCAAAUAUGCAUCUGCUUUAAUAAGUAUGGUUAAUGAAAUGGAUGUUUUUCACCGAAUUCUGAGUGGAAUAUUGGCAGGAAGAGAUACUGUGAUAGGACUCAGUGUCCUUGCACUAGCCUUGUCUUUUAUACUGGUUUUAACCUUCAGAUUCAUUCGGCCGCUUCUGGUCCAUACUUUGAUUGCACUGGUUGUGUUCGGGCUGUUGUUUGUCUCAGGUGUUCUCUGGUGGCUCUAUUAUGACUACAGGAACGAUCCCAGCACUGAAUUGGAAACAGAAAAGGAAAACGUAAAAUUUCUGCUUGGAUACGCUGUCUUCUCAACAGUCGUUACCGUUGUUGUGCUUUCCCUUAUACUUGUACUACAAAAGAGGCUUCCGUUCACCAUACAGCUCUUUCGAAUUGUUGGCAAAAUCAUUGGCAGAAUUCCUUUCCUCCUCUUCCAACCACUCUGGACCUUUCUGGUUCUCAUUGUGUUCUGGGUAUUUUGGGUUGCUGUACUACUUAGCUUAGGAACUGCGGGUACUGCCCAGACUACUUCGGGAGGACAAGUAGAAUACAGAGCUCUGUCUGGAAUUUGCUACAUGGCAUGGUAUCAUUUCGUUGGCCUUAUCUGGACUAGUGAAUUCAUUCUUGCCUGUCAGCAAAUGACGAUUGCUGGGGCAGUGGUUACUUGUUAUUUCAACAGGAAUAAAAAUAGCCCACCACCUCACCCAGUCCUGUCUUCCAUAUCAGUUCUUUUUUGCUAUCAUCUAGGAACUGCUGUAAAAGGCUCAUUUCUGAUCACAAUACUGAGAAUACCAAGGAUUGUUCUCUUGUACCUUUAUAAUAUCCUGAAACAAAAG
Messenger RNA from Leptosomus discolor (cuckoo roller), 895 nucleotides. The record is from RefSeq and is a predicted model, not a curated record. NCBI's taxonomy places the organism in Eukaryota, Metazoa, Chordata, Aves, Leptosomiformes, Leptosomidae.